Tarenaya hassleriana is the source of this 3282-nucleotide messenger RNA. Its product is annotated as mitochondrial substrate carrier family protein C. Gene Ontology annotation, cellular component: mitochondrial inner membrane. Gene Ontology annotation, molecular function: calcium ion binding; S-adenosyl-L-methionine transmembrane transporter activity. Gene Ontology annotation, biological process: transmembrane transport. The record is from RefSeq and is a predicted model, not a curated record. Lineage: Eukaryota; Viridiplantae; Streptophyta; Magnoliopsida; Brassicales; Cleomaceae.
GCACGCUCUUCAUCCAUUUCUUCUUCUGCCACCACCACAUCUCUCUGUGUCCCAAUCUCCAAAGCUUUUUUCCUAAAGCUUCUCACUCUAGCUUCGCCGUUCUCGAUUCGCUGCAUUUCCCCUCGUCUUCAUUUUGAAUUUUGUUGCGCAGUCGUGUCUCUUCCCUCCUCUUCAUCUUCGCGAUCGAUGAACCAUGACCCGGACGGCGAAAUCUUAAUCGGCUUUGUUGCCGUACACUUUCCGGCGAUUACAACGUAGAUUCGAUCUAUUCCUCUGAUUUCUUCGUGUUUUUUUCACGGUGAAUCGUGGGUUCAAUAACCUCUCCGAGCAGUUUUAGGGCAUCAUUUUCCCGCCGGAGAUUCAAGUUUCUGUGGAUUUCAGCUUUGUGGGUUUGUGUCGAACUGUGUUUACCCAUUUCGUUCAGGUCUAAUUUAGGGUAAAGUUCUUGGAUUUGGGUUGAUCUUGUUUUGCAUUGAGACGCUCGAGUUGUUGUUCAUUGGAUGGUACUGUAAUAGAGUGAGAGAAAUGGUGUCUGGGAAUGAUCCUAUUGAAACUAUCUUUAAUUCAAUACAAGUCGUGAAGGAUGCUCUUUUGCCGAUCGAAUUAGGGAUAAAAAAGGCUGCGAAAGAUAUUGAAAGCUCUUGGGUAAUGAGCAAAAACGAAGAAAAUGGUGUUGGAUUGGUUAUGGAAUCGCCUAACGGUUGUAGAAAUAGAAAGGUACGGAGUAAUAAUAUGAAGAAGCGAAACUGUGGUAGCGUUGGCUCUGGAGAUGAUAAUAUUCAGUGUUUGGUAAGUGAAGAGAGAAAGAAGGGUUUAUCCAUUAAGAUUCCUGUGAAGAUGUUUUUGGGGAUGUUUUCUCCGAAUAUGGUGAACGGGAACGGUAAGAAUGAUGUGGUGAAGAAGGGGAUGAAAGAGAAGCGUUUGGAGAAAGAUGAUGGUGGUUCUUGUACUAAUUGUUUCAAGUUUGCAAUGACAUGGUCUUUGUUGGUAAGUGGUUUUGUCCAGGCUUUUCCCAUCCCGUUUAAAACCAGUAAGAAAAGGAUUCAGAAAGUGGAGGAUGACAGGAACAAUCUUUUGCAUUGGCGUAAAAAUGGGUUUAAGCCUAAGCUUUCAUUUGAAAUCAGGAAGGAAACAAGUGGUCAAUCCACUAUGUCGAGUAAGAGUGAGGGAGGACGACAAGAAGGGAAACACCUUUCUCUUGAAUGCCUACUAGCUUUUGCUUUUGACAUGUUGACUCAGAAUCUUCAGAAGCUGGACCCGUUCAUGCAGGACAGUGUCCAGACUGAUUCUUGUUGUCCUGAUAAAGGUCCAGCCUUCUCUCAAGUUGAUCAUCCACAAACGUUUAACAUUUGGGAAGCUAGAAAACUUGCUUUAAAUGGAUUCAUUGGAAACUUGAUGUUUGCGAGAGUUGGAGAUGUGGCAUCCAGUAUAGUUGGACUGACAUCCCCUGUCAAUGAAGAGGGUGAUGACGGUAAUGUCAGUACUGGUGGUAAGGAGGAAAAUGCAGAUAAUUCUCCCCAGAAGUUGGCAAGUGGAAUACUGAGUAUACCUUUGUCAAAUGUGGAGCGCUUGAAAUCCACUUUGUCCACUGUUUCAUUGACUGAACUAAUCGAGCUUUUGCCACAAUUGGGACGGCCUUCAGCAGAUCAUCCUGACAAGAAGAAACUGAUUUCUGUACAAGAUUUCUUCAGAUACACUGAAGCUGAAGGCAGGAGAUUCUUUGAAGAAUUAGAUAGAGAUGGAGAUGGUCAGGUGACUCUGGAAGAUCUGGAAAUUGCUAUGAGAAGAAGAAAAUUACCUAGAAGAUAUGCCAAGGAAUUUAUGAGUCGAGCUCGGAGUCAUCUAUUCUCAAAAUCAUUCGGUUGGAAGCAAUUUUUAUCAUUGAUGGAACAAAAGGAGCCGACCAUCCUCCGUGCCUACACAUCUCUCUGUUUGAGCAAGUCUGGGACUCUUCAGAAGAGUGAGAUAUUGGCAUCUCUUGAUAAUGCGGGACUUCCUGCUAAUGAGGAAAACGCUAUAGCUAUGAUGAGAUUUCUCAAUGCUGAUACAGAAGGGUCUAUCUCAUAUGGACAUUUCCGUAAUUUCAUGGUUUUGCUCCCGUAUGAACGGCUACUAGAUGAUCCUAGGAACAUCUGGUUUGAAGCUGCAACUGUUGUUGCCGUCGCACCUCCUGUGGAGAUUCCGCUAAAAUCCGCAUUGGCAGGAGGGCUGGCCUCUGCUCUGUCCACUUCCUUAAUGCAUCCAAUCGACACAAUCAAGACACGUGUACAAGCUUCGACCUUAUCAUUUACGGAAGUGAUCUCUCAGCUUCCGCAAAUUGGGGUUCAGGGAGUAUACCGUGGUUCAAUUCCCGCAAUUCUUGGACAAUUUUCGAGCCAUGGCCUUCGGACUGGAAUAUUUGAAGCUACUAAACUGGUGUUGAUAAAUUUUGCUCCUACUCUUCCAGAAAUCCAGGUUCAAUCUGUGGCAUCAUUCUGCAGCACAUUUCUGGGGACGGCAGUGCGAAUCCCGUGCGAGGUACUUAAGCAACGGUUGCAGGCUGGUAUCUUCGAUAAUGUCGGGGAAGCUAUUGUAGGCACAUGGAGGCAAGAUGGUCCGAAGGGGUUUUUCCGUGGGACUGGCGCCACUCUUUGCCGUGAAGUUCCACUCUACGUUGUUGGUAUGGGACUCUAUGCUGAGUCCAAGAAGAUGGCGGCGAAGCUAUUGGGAAGAGAACUUGAGCCAUGGGAAACGAUAGCGGUCGGGGCAUUGUCGGGAGGUGUAGCAGCUGUAGUGACAACGCCUUUCGACGUGAUGAAAACGAGAAUGAUGACGGCUGCACCUGGACGGCCCGUUUCAAUGUCAGUGGUCGCAAUCUCCAUCCUUCGUCACGAGGGACCGCUCGGUUUGUUCAAAGGAGCAAUCCCUAGGUUCUUCUGGGUGGCUCCACUCGGCGCCAUGAACUUUGCUGGUUAUGAACUCGCCAAGAAAGCCAUGGACAAGAACGAUGACCUCAUCCCCUCAGAUCAGAAGAAGCUUUGCUGAUUUAGCUGCGGAAAUGGUUUCUUUCUUGUCUUUUUUUUUUUUUCUGCUGGGGAUGUUUUUGGGGCAGCUUCUCAGGUUGUCUUUUUUUUUUUUGGCAUUGUUAGUACUCCUUUGAAAUUUUGAAAGUGGUUUCUUUUCAUCUGUUGACGGUACAUAUCUCAGUCCCCGUAGUUCAGGUACUGUACUUUCUCUGUAUCCCCCCUUUUUUUUCUGUUAGUGAAAUUGUUUGCUGUGGUUUCAUUCGAAACUAAAAGGAAA